This is a messenger RNA of Mercenaria mercenaria, 2593 nucleotides long. RefSeq lists its product as uncharacterized. The record is from RefSeq and is a predicted model, not a curated record. Bases 112 to 1908 code for a protein of 598 amino acids. The transcript is spliced from 10 exons. NCBI's taxonomy places the organism in Eukaryota, Metazoa, Mollusca, Bivalvia, Venerida, Veneridae.
CAUCUCUGCUAUUCACCAGGCAAGCAGCUGAGGCUGAAAUAUUCAACAUUUUUGUGGGUUUAAUAUAGACACUGGUUGUUGUUCAGACAGGUUGCAAAAAAUUGUGUAGAUAUGAAUUUCGGAUUGAAGCUAUGGAUAAAUUAUACUGUUGUAAUAUCAAUUUGUUUGUGCAUCGUUAAAUGCCAGUUAACUACAGACGUUUUGUGGGACAGCUGCGAUACAACAAUAUGCGGUACAAAUAAACUGAACAUUCAGUGUGAAAGAAAUUCCAAGAUUCUCGUCAACAAUGUAACUUCCGGUCUGGGUCAUGAGUUUGACGAAAUCAGCUAUAAGAAUUUACGGCGCAUGUGCAUGGGCAUGUCAAGUUGUGAUCCUAAUCAAACAGGUUUCUGUGGCCUUCAUAAUCAAGCAGUGCGCUUCAAUGUCAGCUAUACAUGCGUUAAAGAUAGAUACAUCGACAACACUUGUGAUAAAGACGGUAUAGUUUUAUCAAAUAAAUCCGGAUUUAUAACAAACCCCAACUACCCAGCGCAGACUAAUAAUAGGAAUUGCAAGUGGAAGAUUGUCGUGCCUGAGAGCUAUUAUGUACACGUAUUUCUGCACGAGGUAGUGCUAAAUCAUCCUACCCAAUGUUCAGAGAGCGAAAAGGGCGGACUAAGAUUUUCAACAAUCAAUAAUUGCGAAAACCGUUUUCCAACCUUUCCUGUAUGUAGUGAGUCGAGUAUGGAUGUUACAAUAACAGCUUGCAGUAAUACAGAGAUAUGGCUUCCAUUGUCCGAUCAAGAUAUGAGGUUUUGGCUCUCUUAUUACGUGGUUGAAGUACCUGAACUACGCCACGUGUCUCUGUAUAACGUAGAUAUCACGUGCAACGUACACGCUAAGGACAAGUUCACGUACCAUAUUCAAGAACAAACCGAUAGAACGUAUUCUGUAAAUACAACAGAGAAUUCUAACAUUGUUGUAAACAACGGCACAGCAACUAUCGACCGUUCCACGGAGACAGACGAGGAAGAGGUGGAAUAUGUGAUGUACAUUGGUCUGGCCGUUGGCGUUUUGGUCAUCAUCGUCAUUAUCAUCAUAGCGGUCAUUUACCUCAGAGGAAGAUAUCUGAGUGCUAAGGAAAACAAGGAUACGAAGAGCAACUUGUCAAACUCAAACUCUCUGACAAACUGCAGCGAGAUCCAGAAACGACCCCUACCCGACACACAGUCAAACACAGAUCUGGAUGACAAAGAUACACCUGUGCUUCAACAAAGUUACAGUAUAGUAGCAGACGAAAUUCCACGGCAGACGGCACAGACCAACCUUACGUCACCAACAUACGCUGAAAUAGAGGAGUACAGUGAUUCGGGAAUAAAACCUAAACUGCCCUUAGUUAAUAAAAGGUCCAUAGAUAAUUCUAAACGAAAACUACCUGCAAAACCGGAUGAACCGCAGAGUUCAAUAUAUUCGGAAAUAGAAGAUGCAGACGAAAAAGACGCCGGAAGUGAAAAAGAGGUUAUUUCAAAAAAUAAGAAAAAUCAGGAGAAAAUAUAUCCUGCAUAUCUUUACAAGAAGAAAUUAUCAAACGCGAGUAAUAUUUAUGACGAAUGUCAAGAUGUGUCUAAAAUGGAUAGUGACAAAACAUAUAUUGAUAUGUCACAUAAGAAAAAAGAUGAGUCCGAAUACGUACCUCAUUGCAAAAUUUCAAAAGACAUGGUGAACCAGUCUAAGAAAGACCGCGUGACUGAUAAAUGGACCAAUCAAAACAUCAUUUAUGCAGACUGUGACGAAAAGACAAACGGUUCGGGCAAAGAAAGUCGAAAUAAACUGAAAAAGGAAUCAGUGACAAGUGAAUCAGACUCUGAUGAAGAUAUUUGUAUUGUUGAAAACGAGUUAUACGAGCCAUUUGAAUCUGCAAAAGUUUGAUUAAAAUAUACGUUUUCACUUAAUGUGCCUUAGAAGAAUAGAGAUGCCUUAGCGGGUCUACCUUUUAACUUUUCAAAACAAUACUCUAUACAAAAAUAUACUCAAAGUUCUUAAAAAAGUGGCUCAAAUUUGCCAGUGAAACACAUAGUGUGCUAGGUGUAAAGUUUGUCCUUAAAGUCAAAGAUUUACUAUUUUAAAAAAAAUUCAAAUCUCACAAAAAUCUGCGCAAGGUGAGGUAAUAUGUAAAAAGGAAACGAAAUAUUAGCCUGUUUUAUCGCAUCGGUGAAUAUCACCUCAUAUUGCACAGAAGAAAAGUUCAGAAUUGUAUAACAUUUUACUCUUAUUAUUUUAUACAUGAAAAUGUUGUAAAACUAAAACCUUUUCGGAUAUAUAUAAACUAGUAUUCAGUUGCUUCAGGACUGCAUAAUAUGAAUAUUAAAACGUUGGACAUUUCAGAUAUCAUUUCCCAUGCUAUGUAUUGCAAAACCUUUUCAUUACACAAUCGAUGAAAUGUUUGCCAUUUUUAUAAUAAGUUUAAUAUUCAUAUUUAAGAACAAAUAGCAUAUUCUAAAUUCUAUUUAUUCCGUUUUUUAUUCCUUGUCUCACGUUGUAAUUUAUUGUUUACUGUAAUUUAAUUUUAAUGGUUGUAUAUAGAUAACUUUCGUAUUAUUAAAAUUUAACAUAC